AUGUCUCUUCUCCUCCUCCUCUCCUCCCCUGCUGCUCUCUCGCCGUCUUCUUUCUUCCUCUUCUCAACAUUCUGCAGCCCCAGGCUAGACCUCUUCCCUCGCAACAGCGCGUGGGGGAAGGCAGGAGUAUUGGAGGAUCUCGUGCUCAACAAUAUGGAGUUUCUCUCUGUAGCGGGAAAACACGUGGUGUGUAGGCAGGGAGAUAAUUCAGAAGCUCUCUUUUUUAUCCGGCGGGGGAAGUGUGAAGUUUUUCGCACUCCUGAUCUUUCGUCUUCCGGCAAGUACUACGGGCUUCUGCGCGAGAUACACGCAGCGGUCAGGAAAGUGGAUGAAGAUACGAUGGAGCAGCAGCAGUCGAACGGGAAGAACAAAUUCUUGAGCAGAGGAAGCGAAACAACCGAGAACUUCUUGGUUGGUCAGCUUGAUCUGGGGGAUUGGUUCGGAGGAGAAACAGUCCUGAAAGAUGGUCACGUUCCUUAUUUCUACACGAUUGUCACCACAGAACCUUCUCAGCUCCUCCUCCUCAAACGCAGCUCUCUCUUCCACUUGCAAGGCAGAUCUCUUCAGAUCCUCCGCGACUCGCUCGCUGGUUGGGUUCGCUCGCUCCCCAAAGGGUUUGUCAAGGACAACAAGUACACACAGUACAAGGAGAAGGUGCUGGCGGAGGUUUUGAGCUCAAGGAAGGCAAUGGCGCUGAGGAAGAAAUCAGAGAAAUCCUUGAACUUGUGA
Messenger RNA from Guillardia theta CCMP2712, 729 nucleotides. RefSeq lists its product as hypothetical. The record is from RefSeq and is a predicted model, not a curated record. Lineage: Eukaryota; Cryptophyceae; Pyrenomonadales; Geminigeraceae. The transcript is spliced from 9 exons. Bases 1 to 729 code for a protein of 242 amino acids.